This is a messenger RNA of Ilex paraguariensis (yerba mate), 744 nucleotides long. The record is from the annotation of a GenBank genome assembly. Lineage: Eukaryota; Viridiplantae; Streptophyta; Magnoliopsida; Aquifoliales; Aquifoliaceae.
AUGUCCCAUAGUUCCCAACAAAAAAGAGCUGGCAAGAAAGCUAGUCACUGGGAUAUCAAAAAAGCAUUGAUUUCGAGGAAGGUGUAUUCGGGGUCGACCACAAUUUCCCCAGUAAGAGAUAGAAUCUCACUAAUUGGAAGGAAAAUGAGGACUUUGAUCCAUUGUGAUUCGCUUCUUUGGUGUGGAGAGAUCUCCACCAAAAAAGAGAUAGCUUAUAGGCUGGGGAACAGCCACUGCCGGGCACGGGCGCCAGACAUUGGUGAGUAUGAGCGCCGGACGCUCUUGGAACAAGAGGUGACACCAACUCAAUGGGCCAGUUGGGCACAAAGUGGUGCUAAGCUGGGCGAUGCCUUGCAGGUGCAGAGGCUGCACCAAGCUACUGCCAGAGUGAUAGGCACUGUAGGCACGGGAGCCGAGGAUGUGGGCGAAGCCCUUGGAACAAGAACCGGCACCAAUGUACCAUUUAGAGGCGUUGGUCCAAGCACUGUCACUGCUGGUGCUGAGGUGUUAGGCGAUGCCAUGGUGGUUUGGGCAAUGCCAUGGUGGUUUGGGCAAUGCCAGGUGGGCACUAGCCAUGGCCUGGGUGAAGCCAGGCGACGGCGAGGAGGCAGGGCUCAAGGCAUGUUACACCCUUGUGUAGCUAGCCUAGGGACGCUAGCUUGGGCGACGCCUUCGUGCAGGGAUCAGCGGGCGACACCUUCGGUAAGGGAGCAGCAGGGUGCAGACGCUAGGCACAAGCACUAG